AUGAAAACUGUUAUAUUUUUAAAAAAAAAAACUAUUUCUGAUGAUAAUUACAAAAAUUUAUUUGAAAAGUCAGGAUUUUAUACUAUAUUUAUUCCUAUUUUGAAGUGUAAUUUUGUUAAUCUAGAGAAACUAGAACAUUUAUUAAAAAAUUGUCCAUAUACUAUAUUUUCAGCAUUUGUUUUUACAAGUCAGAAUUCUAUAUGUGCUUUUAAGGAAGUUUUAAUGCGUAUUGAUAAACAAGAACUUGAACAUAUUUUUAAUAUGACAGUUUAUACAGUUGGGCCUGCUACUUUUAAUGCAGCAAAAGCUUUAGGAUUUCAUAAAGUUUUUGGAAAAGAAACAGGAAAUGCAGAAUUACUUAUUGAUUUUAUUAUAUCAUGUCAUACAGAUAAAAAUCCUAUAUUAUUCUUAGCAGGAUACAGAAGAAUAAAUCAACUUGAAAAAAAAAUGUUAUCUUCUGGAAUUAUUUUAAAAGAAUUAGUUAUCUAUAAAAUGGAAGAAUCUAAAAAAUUCAAACGUCUUUUUAAUGAAGUUAUUAAUGAUCAAACAUUAAAUAUUGAUUGGAUUGUUUUUUUUAGUCCUUAUGGAUCUGAUAUUGUAAUGAAAUAUACACAAAUAUCGGUUAUUUCACGCUUUAAAAUUGCUGCAAUUGGCCCCACAACAUUAAAACAUUUAAAUGAUAAAUGGAACAUAAAAACAAAAGUUAUGGCACAACAUCCAGAAGCGAACUCUCUUUUAAAAGCAAUUAUGAAUUAUGAAAAAAAUCUUUUAAAUGUUAAUACUAUACCUUUUUAG
This is a messenger RNA of Pneumocystis jirovecii RU7, 795 nucleotides long. RefSeq lists its product as uncharacterized. The transcript is spliced from 3 exons. Gene Ontology annotation, biological process: uroporphyrinogen III biosynthetic process. Gene Ontology annotation, molecular function: uroporphyrinogen-III synthase activity. Lineage: Eukaryota; Fungi; Ascomycota; Pneumocystomycetes; Pneumocystales; Pneumocystaceae. The coding region runs from base 1 to 795 and encodes 264 amino acids. The record is from RefSeq and is a predicted model, not a curated record.